Cryptomeria japonica (Japanese cedar) is the source of this 630-nucleotide messenger RNA. RefSeq names its product mutanase Pc12g07500-like. The record is from RefSeq and is a predicted model, not a curated record. NCBI's taxonomy places the organism in Eukaryota, Viridiplantae, Streptophyta, Pinopsida, Cupressales, Cupressaceae. The coding region runs from base 1 to 630 and encodes 209 amino acids. Gene Ontology annotation, molecular function: glucan endo-1,3-alpha-glucosidase activity. The transcript has a single exon.
AUGGCGAGCCCUAGCCCCUGGUUCUUCAAGGAGUGUGACGUGAAGGGCAAUUACCAGGGUCCAGGGCUCUGGAUUACAAGGUGGGAACAGCUCAUAAAGCUUAGCCCUCCUCUCUUAGAGAUCGUGACGUGGAAUGACUGGGUGGAGAGCUCCUACGUGGCGCCAUCGCUCAGCUCCAGCACAGACGCUGCGAGCGUGGCGGAUUUCACUCACCGUGCGUUCUUAGAGCUGGGGCAGUACUACAUCAGCUGGUAUAAAUCUGGUAGCGCUCCAGCAAUCACCCACGAUUCGAUCUACUUGUUUUAUUACACACACAGUAAAUCAGUUGUGGUGUCGGGUACCUCGUGCCAGGUGUCUGAUUUCAGUGCGCUGAGUGAUAAAGUGUACGUGACGGCCAUGCUGACUGCGCCUGCCAAAGUGCAAUUGCAGUCUGGAAAUUCCAAUCAGACGUUUAAUCCUCAGGCGGGGGUAUCUACGUGGAGCAUGGAUUUCCAGGAAGGGCAGCAGACCGCAGUCCUGAGUCGUGAUGAUAAGGAGCUUAGUAAACUGGUUGGAAGUAAGAGUAUCAAUAAUUCUAUUGUGCAGAAAUUUAAUUUUAAUGUUUAUUCCACUUGCACUACCUGUACUUAA